AUGGAGUCGAAUUUUGAAUCUCCACUGUUUCACCGUGUUGGAUCUCAGCCGCUGCACCACACUAUGUGCCUCCUCCGAUGCACCAUCAUUCACCAUCCCGGUUGCCGGAGCAUGAUUGUCAAUGGAAGAAAGAAGAAUGGCGUUGAGGAGCAUGAUUCGUUCGGCCAUGGCUUUACAACCCUUGCUAGUCUCACGCCCAUUCACAUUGCCUCUCGCCGCUUUCGUCCUCCGCAACCGCCUACCUCUUGCUCUCACCAUGAAUCGACGCCGUCUCACGACCAUCAAGAACCUCCACCUCAACAACCUUCCGAGGUAUCCAAGAGCGGUGGCGCCCACGCUGGUUAUGAUGAAUGGCUCGCAUUGGAUCAGAAGGUCAACUCGUAUCCAAGUGUUCGAGGGUUCACCGCAAUUGGAAUUGGAGGUGACGAUUUUGUGCAAGCCAUGGUCCUUGCCGUUCAAUCUGUUAUCCAACACCCAAUUCCUCAGGGAUGUGUGAAGCAGAAGUCAUCGUCGGGGGGCAAAUAUGUAUCUGUAAAUAUUGGACCCAUUGAAGUUGUUUCCAGUGAGCAGGUCCAAGCUGUAUAUAAUGCCAUGAGGAGGGAUGACAGGAUGAAAUACUUUUUCUAAUAAGUCAGAUUGUAUUUUUAGAUAUCAAGGUAUGUCUACUCAUGGCUGCUUUCUACUUGGGUCAAUUUUAUUCUCUAAUUAAGCCAGGAUAACCAAUACAUAUCCCUGUAUUAAUCAGGAUGAAAGUUGGUUAUGUUUUAUAUUCUCUGAAGAUGUGGCACACCAACUGUAUGAUUUCCUAGUAUUAGUUUUGAUAGUAUAAUAGAUAUUGUUAAUUCUCUUUUAUUGAUGAGCUGGUUUUAGUUAAAACCAUAAAAAGAGCUUCUUUCAUGUAUAAAUAACUGGAUGUCAUCUCAUCCUGAUAUUCUUAGUAUUUUUAGUAACUAAUAGAUGUAAGGGGGAGAGGGAGACUCUCUUUCAUUAGUCUUCAACA
This is a messenger RNA of Arachis duranensis, 1000 nucleotides long. RefSeq lists its product as uncharacterized. The record is from RefSeq and is a predicted model, not a curated record. Bases 1 to 627 code for a protein of 208 amino acids. The transcript has 5 exons. NCBI's taxonomy places the organism in Eukaryota, Viridiplantae, Streptophyta, Magnoliopsida, Fabales, Fabaceae.